UUUAAAUGUCAGGAAAUAUUUGUGUAAAAUCGGUGAAAUAUAAACGGACGCGGUGAAUGAUAAAAUAGGAAAUUCCGUAAAAUGUACGAUAUUCGACGUGCAUUCUGUUUAUUGUUUUUAAUAUUUUCAUUGGAUAAAGUGGACCUAUUGGAAAAUGGGUUGGCUCGCACUCCUCCCAUGGGGUGGAUGUCAUGGGGAUAUUAUAUGUGUGGAGUUAAAUGUGAGGAUGGCGAGGACAAAUGUUUAAAUGAACAACUAGUAUUAUCCGUAGCGGACAGUUUUUACAAAGAUGGCUACCAGGAAGCAGGGUUUGAAUACAUCAUAAUUGAUGACUGCUGGUCUGAAAAGCAUCGGGAUAGGAAUGGAAGGCUUGUAGCUGACAGAAAGAGGUUUCCACGAGGAAUGAAGUUUAUUGCUGAUUAUAUCCAUGCUCGAGGUUUAAAGUUUGGCAUGUACACCAAUGUAGCAAAUAUCACAUGUAUGAGAUACCCAGGGUCUCUGAGUCACAUGGAGCUGGACGCUAAGACAUUCGCAGAGUGGGGAGUAGACUACUUGAAAGUGGAUGGAUGCUUUGUAUCUGAAAACAUUCUGAAUGAAGCUUACAUAAAACUGGGUAAAUAUUUGAAGAAGACUGGUAGGCCCAUGGUGUACUCGUGCAGUUGGCCGUACUACAUACAAUAUAUUCAUCAGCAACAACCGGAUUACGAAGAGAUAGCUCGGUACUGCAACCUGUGGCGUAACUACCACGACGUGCAAACGUCCUGGGACGCCGUCGCGAACAUCGUACGACACUACCGGAGUCAUUACUACGAGCUCGCUCCAGUCCACGGUCCAGGACAUUGGAACGAUCCUGAUAUGUUAAUAUUCGGUACGGGCGUGUUAACACACAGUCAGUGUCGCGUACAACUGACUGUAUUCGUGAUGAUGUCCGCUCCACUACUGCUCAGCUGUGAUAUGAAGAAAAUCACGCCUUAUGAGAAGUCACUGCUACAGAAUUUGGACCUUAUGGCCAUUGCACAAGACCCAUUGGGUAUUAUGGCUGAACCUCACCAUGUAACAGAUUGCACGCUCUGGAUAAAACCCCACCUGCCUCGCAAGGGGGAUCAGUUCCCGUCAUACAGCCUCGCCGUCAUGAACCUGGACUCAGACGCCAGCCACGUGUCCUUCAGACUGAAUACAUAUAACCUCAAUGCUACUGAUGGAUAUACUAUAUUGGACGUGUUCUCGGGCAAGUUCAUUCGAAACGUGACGUAUGACGAUAAGAUUGAAGUCACUGUGCCGGGAUUUGAUGUGAUUUUAUACACCCUGUACCCGCUUUAAUAUCGCUAACACUGAUGGGACAGUACCAUCCACACAAAUAUCAACUUUACAUCUAAAGAAAUAAAGUGCAAUUUUAAAGGACAAUAACUAAGUGAGUGAUUUUGAUAUUGGAUAAAGAGCUUUAUGUGGUUGGACUUUAAGGCUGUUUUAAAACAAACGUGAGUGUAUGUGGACUAUGUAUCUGCCGUUAUUAUGUACUUAAUUUUCAAAUGGUUGCCGUCCAAAUGUGAAAAACAUUAGUUUUAAUUUUUUUUGUAAUAAAUUCCUAAAUAUUAUACUAAAAUAAUUUUGAAAAAGUUGACCGAGUGGGCACAAGUGCGACUGCCGGGCAAGGAGCCCCGGGCAACGUAUUACCGGGUUUAUUAAAAAAAAUCUCAGUAGUAGCACUGAGUCUGGAAUUGUGCCCGGUAUGUGGCAAUAGGCUCACCCCC
Spodoptera litura is the source of this 1751-nucleotide messenger RNA. RefSeq names its product alpha-N-acetylgalactosaminidase. The record is from RefSeq and is a predicted model, not a curated record. Gene Ontology annotation, biological process: oligosaccharide metabolic process; glycoside catabolic process. Gene Ontology annotation, molecular function: alpha-galactosidase activity. Gene Ontology annotation, cellular component: cytoplasm. Lineage: Eukaryota; Metazoa; Arthropoda; Insecta; Lepidoptera; Noctuidae.